AUGUCUCAGGCCGUUAGUCGACCGUCGAGGCGGAAGGAGAAGUUCAAGAUUUUGACUGUUGAGCCUUCCCGUCGCAAGGAUGGCAAGAACGUUAGCACAGAGAAGGAGACAACAGCUAGAGAGCCAGAGCCAGAGCCAGAGCAGGCUCCCUUGCCAGCUACAGAGGCAGUACCAGCAUUAUCACCAUCUCCAACUCAUAUACCCCAGCCAGAGCAUAUGGACAUGGACGUGGUCGAAGCCCUAACGUCUCCAUCCACCACCCAAUUCACCACCAACGACCUCAGUCAAUCGUACAUCUCCUCGCCAGAGUUUAUAGUCGAUGAACUCAACGCGUUGCACAACCUCUCAAAUCCCUAUCAAGGAAUGACGCCGCCCCUCCUCGACUCCAGCGUCUUCUCCGAUCUAGACAACCCAGCAAAUGACGUCUUCCUCCCUGGCUCAGCAUACGAGGCUCUCCAUACAGCACUUCGGAACCGCCAGCUCUGGACAGCGCGUCCAGAUAUACCAAGUCGAACAGGCUCUCCUACACCAGGCGUCGAAACUGCACCAGAUCGACGGAGCGAGUCGCGCAGGCCAGGGCGGUUCGAGGUAUCUCCAGACAGGGAAAAUAUACUUUGGCAGAACUACCUGAAUGAAAUAUCUCGACAUGUUCGACAACCACCGCCACUUCGCCUCGACAUUCCCCCAGAUGGCCAAGUCGGCUCCCCAUCUCCGCUACUCCAUCCUCGCCCUCUCAGCGCGGCAGAUGGAGCGCAAGCAGAACGAGCACUCGCAGUCGGAGAGUCUGUCGCUGUACCAAGAAGCCAUCCACUUGCUCCUCCCAGAGCUGGAAAGCAAGUCGACGCCCGUCAUUGCCUCGUAUUGACGAAACCAGGCAACCCCAAAGAAUGGCGCCGCCACCUCGACGGCUGCGCAUAUCUCAUCCAAGCCGCCGGGAUAAACGGGUUCUCGGGGAAUGAAGAGCAGGCGUUGUUCUGGUGCUUUGCGCGAAUGGGUAUCCCACCCCUCCCGGUCUCUGGUCUCUCUACAUACGUCUGCGGCGGCCUCAUCUCCGAAGAAGAAACCAUCAUCCCAGUUUAUCACUGGAUCCCCCCAGACAUGACCCCCACCGACGCAACAGCCCUCUUCCUCGCCUCCAACCACGACACCUACGCAAACUACACCGUCUACCUCUGCGCCCAAACCCUGCGCGUGCUCUUCCGCCGCACCGCCCCGGCCUCCUCCUCCCCUUCGUCUCCCUCAUACCCCGGCAGUCCCUCCGAGAGCAGCGACACCUACAUAACCCGGUGGACGCACCUCUUCACCUCCGUGGAAACAUGGUACGCCCACCGCCCUAGCCAAAUGAAAUCCAUCUUCAAUAUGCCCACAUCCUCCAGCUCAUCCGCACCCCGGUCCGGGGGCGGGUUCACUGAGCGUCCCUUCCCAACAGUCCUCUACGCCAACGGCGCCGCAAUCUCCGGAAACCAGCUGUACCACACGUGCGCAUUGCUGUUACUGCAACACAAACCAAAAACCCUCGAGCUCGCUCUUGCGCGGCCGCGCCCGCGAUCCGUCCUCUGGCACGCGCGCCAGAUCUGUGGCAUUUCGGCGUCGAAUGCGCACCAUGGGUGCUGGACGAAUGCGCUGCAGCCGCUGUGGAUUGCGGGGAAGGUCAUGUCGCACUACUCGGAGCAUGAGGCUAUUUUGGAGACGUUGGAGAGGAUUGAGAGGGAGACCGGGUGGGCUACGGCGUGGAGGGGGGAGGAUUUGAGGGGGUUUUGGGGGGAUGAGGGGGAUUGGGAUGGGGAGUAA
Molecule: messenger RNA, 1791 nt
Organism: Aspergillus mulundensis
Lineage: Eukaryota; Fungi; Ascomycota; Eurotiomycetes; Eurotiales; Aspergillaceae
Exons: 5
Coding region: 1-1791 (596 amino acids)
Biological process (GO): positive regulation of transcription by RNA polymerase II
Cellular component (GO): nucleus
Molecular function (GO): transcription cis-regulatory region binding; DNA-binding transcription factor activity
Source: RefSeq, a predicted model, not a curated record